Molecule: messenger RNA, 1653 nt
Organism: Habropoda laboriosa
Lineage: Eukaryota; Metazoa; Arthropoda; Insecta; Hymenoptera; Apidae
Product: 60 kDa chaperonin-like
Exons: 1
Coding region: 1-1653 (550 amino acids)
Biological process (GO): protein refolding
Molecular function (GO): ATP binding; ATP-dependent protein folding chaperone
Source: RefSeq, a predicted model, not a curated record
AUGCAAAACCGCGUAUUAGACUUUGGUCAAGAAGCUCGUACUAAACUUAUCAGUGGCAUUAACGAACUUGUAAAAGCAGUUGCCGUUACAUUAGGUCCUAAAGGUCGAAAUGUAUUAAUUACCGAUUCGAUUGGUGUUCAACAUGUCACUAAAGAUGGUGUAACUGUUGCUCGUGCAAUUCGUUUCAAAGACAAGCUCAAAGAUGCUGGUGUUCAAUUGGUCAAACAAGCUUCUGCUCAAUCAAACGAACAAGCUGGUGAUGGUACAACAACUGCGACAGUGUUAGCAGGUGAAAUGAUCAACCAAGGUCACAAGUUGAUUGUUGGUGGCGCUGCACCAAUUGACUUACAACGUGGCAUGGUCAAUGCAGCAGAGAUUAUUUACUCGUCACUCAAAUAUCAGUCAUCUCCUGUAACGACUCAAGAACAAAUCCGUCGCAUUGCAACAAUCUCAACAAAUGGCGAUGAGUUCUUAGGUAAUACCAUUGCAGAACUUAUGGAUAAAGUCGGUAUUGAUGGUGCAGUAAAGGUAGAAGAAUCUAUCAACUCUGAAACAUCAAUUCAAGUAGUGGAAGGUUUAGAAUUCAACCGUGGCUAUCUAUCACCUUACUUUGCUCCAAGUGGCGCAUUUGAAGGCACUGAUGUUUCUGUAUUAUUGAUGGAUUGUUCACUGGACACUGUUCCUGAAGUUCAAGGUAUCUUAGAAGAUGCAGCAAAAAGUAAAAAGCAAAUUGUUAUCCUUGCACAUGACUUCAAUCCACAGGUCAUUAACUUCUUUGCGCACAACGUUGCCAAAGGCAUUUUAAAUGCAUGUCUUGUAAAAGCACCUAGCUUUGGUAUCAAUCGCACAUACGAGUUAAAUGACAUUGCAGUAUUGACUGGCGCUACAGUUUACUCUAAAGCCAUUCACAAGCCAUCUGAUCUAAAAGUUGAUUUACUUGGUACUAUCAAAAACUUAAAUGUGACUGCAAAGAAAACAUUGAUUGUUGGUGGUGGUGGUACAACUGAAGCAAUUGAUAAAUACGUCGCUGACAUCAAAGCAAAUAUUGAUGCUAUGGAAAAAGCAAAUGAAGAAUUAAAAGAAUAUGAUCUUGAACUUCUUCGCACUCGCUAUUCUAAACUCAAUAACGGUGUUGGUAUCAUUCGUGUUGGCGGUUCUACAGAAAUUGAAAUCAAAGAACGUCGUGACCGUGUAGACGAUGCAAUCGCAGCUACGCGAGCAGCUUCUGAAGAAGGCGUCGUUGUUGGUGGUGGUACUGCACUGUUAAAUGCAUCUAUUGAAUUAAAGUCUUACGAUACAUCUAAGUUUGCAAACGAUGAUGUUCGUGCAGGUUUUAACUUGGUUAUUGCAGCAAUUACAAAACCACUUAUCAGCAUCUCUGAAAACGCAGGGGAAAAUGGUGAUGUAACAAUCAACAACAUUAUCACUCAGCGUACCAAAGAUGUAGAACCUAAUCUUAACUUUGGCUAUGAUGCUUACACUGGCAAAUAUGUCGACCUUGUAGAAACAGGUGUAAUUGAUCCAGUUAAAGUAACUCGCCUUGCAGUGAAACAUGCGGUAUCUGUUGCAGGUAUUGUAUUGACAACUGAAGCGACUGUAACGGAUGAUCCUGAAGAUUUAGCUGCAUCUGUAAAUCCUAACAUGACAUUCUAA